GCUCUUUACUGUCACGGCUGUGACCGUUAGGCCAACUCAUACUUACCGCCCAUGUCAUGGAGAGGUACUGGCCGAGGACAUGGCCGCGGGUCUGGCGGAGGUAUACCCGCUCGAGGUGGAUACGGCCCGGCAAUCUUCUCCAAACGUCCGAAGCUUGAUGGUCCUCGCACCUCGGCCAACCUGGCCUCGCUACUAGUAGCACUGGACGGAGGGCCUUACCCUGCCUACAAAGAUCUCAGAGGUGCAUGGAGCUUCCCCAAGUUCGCGCUCCACAUUGAUCACAUUCAAGCGGAUCCGUACGCUCCGCCUUCGAAGUUCAGGGUGGAGCUACCUCAUGCUAGUCACGGAUUUCCCGUCGAGCUGUUCAAGUCGAAGAUUCGGUCUAUUGCUUUAGCGGACUACCUUCAUAGGCGUCUCCACGAAGUGUGCUCUGCCAGAGGCCUUGAUGUCAAGGCAGCAUCUUCCGGCUGGUCAGGAGGCAAAGGUGGAGACAUUUCAAUUGAUCUCCCCGCAAGUCAGGUGCUGGAAAGGACAGCUGUCGUGGUAGGAAGAGAGUCUAUCGAGGCAAGGAUCACCAUCGGUCUACCAGCAGCUGGCCGCUCUAUCCAAGGUCGCCGAGCUGCAGAGAUCAUUUGCGAGCACCUGCCCAAUUUGGUGUCAGAAUCACUCGUAGCUUCGGCUCAUCGGCCUACGUGGACAAGGCUGGUGGCUCACGUCGACAGUAUCGAGGAUCAGGAAGCGUUGAGAGAUCAGCUGUCUCGGCAUCAAACCCCUCUUGUUGCCUUCAUUCGUAACGGUGCCAUCUUGCCACGACAGUCCGGUGCGAGCACUACGCCCCUCAGUGGACCUUCUGUGGUGCCCUUCACCUCGCCGGCCAAUCUCCUAAUCGAGAUCAAGCUGCCAAACUCUACCGUCUCGGGAAUGGGUCUGCCUGCGAAGUCGCUCAUCGUGUGUGUCGGUGCGGGCUACCACGGCAAGUCCACUCUACUCGAAGCCAUCUCCUUGGGCUGCUACAACUACCUGCCCGGUGAUGGGCGAGAAUUUGUCAGCAGUGUCUCCUCCGUGACCUGCGCCAGCUCAGAAGACGGACGAAGCGUCUCGUCUGUUGACCUGAGUAACUUCAUACUUAAUCUUCCCGGAGGCAAGUCCACCGACAACUUUUCCACAACGGACGCCUCUGGCUCAACAUCAUGCGCUGCGGGCUUCAUGGAAGCCUUGGAGCUAGGAUCUCAGCUCAUCUGUAUUGACGAAGACACAACAGCGUCUAAUUGGCUCUCCUGCUCGCCCACAAUGCGAAAGCUGAUCAAGCGCGAGACAAUCGUGCCCUUGGAGAGCAGAGCAAGUCAAGCCGUCCAGGCAAGUGGAGCGAGCCUGUUCCUCGUCUGUGGGAGCAGCAGCGACUUCCUCCGUCACGCUGAUCUUGUCUUGAGGAUGGAGGACUUCCUGAUCGAAGACGUCACAGAGAAGGCCAGGAUUUUGGUUUCUCAGCAGGACGAGGAAAGGGGCGCUUCGAAGGCAUCGAAUACAGAGAACAUGCGGCCCCCUUUCCGUCAGCCGGCACCUCGUAUUCUUGACACCUCUCGCCUGCUACCCGAUGGGAAAGUCUUCACUCGCGGCAGGAGCAUCAUCCGGCUAGGAGGGGAAAAGACGGACGAAGGAAGCCAGUUGGACCUGCGCUGCAUUCCACAAGUCGUGUAUGAAUCGCAGACGAGAAGCAUCAUUGCUGCCUUGAGACACCUGCAAGGCGACACCAGCAAGAACAGUGGAAAGUCGUUGAAGGCGGUCAUGGAGGAGCUGGAGCGCAACAUUGCGAGCGAGGGGCUGGACUGUCUGCAGACGCGGGAUGAGCCAGAUGGGUCCUUAGCGAGGAUAAGAUGGAUCGACCUUGCGGGAGCUAUCAACCGUAUGCGAGGCGUGGAGGUAAAGCAGCAGUUCGAAAGAAAGUAAAGGACAGUCUACUUCUGUUUGCUCGGCGGAAGAGGAAUCUGUCAGUCAGUCUCGUCACACAUGUAUUGUAGCCAUAAUACCAUUGCAUUCUGCGAACAUGUCUGCCAGUAAGCCAACCAAUGAAGGGCGUCCGUGAGUCCUGAUGUCGUGUCCCGGCUCUCAUCAUCUCUGUCUGAUCUGUACUCUAGCAUUGGACCCCUAGCCAUCCCUCGUGCUUCCCUUCUUCACCUGAAAGCCAAUCAGAAGCUUAGCGAGCGAGCCUCGCUGCCUCCAGCAUCUCUUUCCCAGUCCAACUCCCAAGUCUCCCAGAAGAUCGACUGUAAAUGUGCAUGAAGGCAUUGCAACCCUACUCAUCUGCCAUCAAGGUUCCCUUUCGAGGAACCGAAGCACCCAGUAGCGUCGCACCCUGCCCUCAUCCUAUCCCCAUCCCCCUCC
This is a messenger RNA of Microstroma glucosiphilum, 2382 nucleotides long. RefSeq lists its product as hypothetical. The record is from RefSeq and is a predicted model, not a curated record. Lineage: Eukaryota; Fungi; Basidiomycota; Exobasidiomycetes; Microstromatales; Microstromataceae. Bases 52 to 1947 code for a protein of 631 amino acids. The transcript has a single exon.